Alternaria alternata is the source of this 3675-nucleotide messenger RNA. RefSeq lists its product as hypothetical. The annotation marks the transcript as partial. Gene Ontology annotation, molecular function: microtubule binding. The record is from RefSeq and is a predicted model, not a curated record. NCBI's taxonomy places the organism in Eukaryota, Fungi, Ascomycota, Dothideomycetes, Pleosporales, Pleosporaceae. The transcript has 3 exons.
UCGCACUUUCCCACACAACGCGCCCCAUCAUACUUGGGCUGGGAAUCUUUUUUGUCUUUCUUGGAGGUAAUGAUACAGCUGAAGUAGAUCUUUACAAAGCAUCCUUUCGAGAUAGCCUAUUUACGUACGUGUUUGACACGCGACGCGCAUCCCACGAUUUGAGAUUGCCCGCGCGGCCUCAGGAUUCCAACACGCAACAUGCAGUCCUCUCCUCCCAUGAGCGAAGGGAAAGCGCGCGCUAUCAGAGAACUCUCACGCAGUCUCAGUCACAGCCCCAGAAAUAUCACAUCGCCCUCACCACCACCCAGCGACUCGAAUCCCACGCAGCGGUCGGGUUUCGGCACCAACACGUCUCAAUUCUUUGACGACCCAGACAUUCUCAUGUCCACACAACACAACAUCGCGGAAGACACCAACACACUACCGGGAUACCCACGGAUUCGUUCAACCGCGAAGAAGAUGAACACUUGGGCUCCAUUUCGUUCCGAGCAGGUCCAGCCCGACACGUCCAUGGUCAACAAGGAGUUUGGCGACUUUGACCACAGCAUCUCCGACGAGGAGAGCAUGGCCAUCGAGCAGGCGCGAGGUAACCGCAGCAACCGCGGCACCCCCAGCAAGAUGAGCUCCCAGUUCAACAGCCUCUACGACAUCACACCCCCCACCAACAGAUCGCGUAAAUCAUACCAGGCAGACACUGGCAGCCUUCGACGCGACGCGGCCAUCCGACGCGCCUCGCGCAACGACCUGGACUACACUGCAUCCCCGCGUCCUGCAAGCAAGCGCAAUUCUCCCGCCCUCUCCACAAAGGAAAGCCGCAAGAGCACUUCACUUGCACAGCUGCACGCAAAGCUCUCCGAAGACGAGUCAUCGUUCAUGGAGCAUCGACCACCAACACUGACCAUGGAGUCGACCAAGAACACGCGCUGGGGUAACAGGAGCCGACAGACCUCUCUCCAAACCGACGGCAUUGCCGAUGCUCUUCCACAGCCAAAGGCUACACCUCGCUCAAGGCCUGCUACAGCACAGAACGCGACUGCGCAGUCCUUCAUCUUGCCCGACCUUCCCAACCUCACCGAGCUCGUCUCUGGCGUGUUUGACGAUGGCACACCCGUCUUUUCCAAGACUGCACCAUCACGAUCACGUUUUGCGGCUCCACCGUACGGCGGUCGCCGACCAUCGCAUAUUCCCAUCGAUGGGGCGCCUAUACCUGAUGAGGAAAAGGCCAUCUUCGCUGCUCUCCAGCAGCUGCAGGAGAAGAUUGCGGACAUGGAGCGCGAGCGUGAAGACAAGGACAAGAAGAUUGAUGAGCAAGAGCUGGAGUUGAUCGAGCUGAGAGCGACUACGCAAGCUCAGGAGAAGCUCCGACGAAGCGACAGCGCGCAAGACUCUGACGCUGGCGGGAAAAGCGGCUGGAAGGUCGAAAAGACACGUCUUGACGCGACUGUACAGACCCUCCGAACGAAGCUCGAUCGCGCCGAUCGCAAAUCCGCCGUCCUCGAGAUCGAGAAGAAACGUCUGAGCACCGAACGGGAUAACAUGGCCAAUCAGCUGGGUGUCGCGUUCCAGACUUGCGAGGAGCUCAAGAUCGAAAAGAAUGCCUUGACCAAGGAAAACGAUGAACUCCGCCAGGAAAUUGACACCCUUCGUGCCGAGAACGAAUCUCUGCGCGAUCAACUCGAACAAGACUUGGAGAACGCGAACCUGCACGCAGAGUUGGCUCGCGUGCGCGCUCUACAGGACGAAAACACUCAGCAAUUGACUCGCAGAGACAUGGAGCUGCGCAAGGCACGUCAAGAACACGCCGAGUACGCGAGAUUGAAGUCCGACCAUGAGUUACUCAAGGCCCAGGUUGAGGAACUGAAGAGGAAGCGCGAAGAGGAUGUCAAGCGCUGGGAGAGGCAGGAAGAGAGUUUAAGAGCAAAGGUUGGGAGGCGGGACGAUACUAUUCGGCUGUUUGAGGAUACGACGACUCAAGAGCGUACAAAUGAAGCUAUGCGUCUAGACAACGAGAAUCUCCGAAACGAACUCCGAGAACUCCAAGCUCAGCAAGACGAGGAGAAUGAAGAAUGGGCGAGGAGAGAGGCGGAACUACAGCGCAAGAUUCGACAGCGUGAGAUUGCUGCAAGGAAAGCUAGGGUAGAGAACGAUACCGAGCACAUCUUCGAAGACAAGCCUAGCUAUCGCCGCGAAGAUACACGGACGCGUAUAAGGAGUCGUGUUCAGCAGGAGGUCCGUAACAGCAAAGUUGCCAGCCAGGAAAGCCCACGGAAGUCGUUCACCGGACAUUCGAGGUUCUCAACUCGCAGCUUUUCUGCACCUGUCCCAGCCGAUAAGCAUGCGCGCGCAGAGAGCGAUGUAGAAUCGACCACCGAUCUCUCUCUUGCGCCACGCGCCACUCUGCGUAUCUCGCGGAACCCGGCUUCUUCUACUAGGCAGACGACGAUGACGGUUCAACCCCCCACUGAUCUGAGCCUCACGGAACUGAGCUUCUUCCCCCAGGAGGAAAUCGCGCGGUUGAGGCGCGAGCUGGAGGAACAGCGUGCGAAUGAGCGGGCUGGUAAAACUCAAACUGGAGAGCAGAUGAGGGAAGACACUGUGAGGAGUCAGCGACAGACUCGCGAGGAUACAGGGCGGUCCGUGGCAAGUGCAAAGAGCACAUCGCAUUCACGUCGACCCUCUCUUGUGCGCAAGUCUAGCCUCAAAGACACCACACAGCGCACCGCCACCACGCACUUUGACGAAGACACAGGCAAGCUGUCCCAUGCAGAUACCGCCGCCGACGAUGCGGAUGCCGAAGCAACGCAAACUCGCCAGUCAGCCAUGUCUGAUGCGUCGAUGCUCAGCAACACUGGAAGGCGAAGGCGGAGUGCGCCCGCCACGGAAAUGACAAGUGCGUUUAUCCUACCGGAUAUCAAACUUGCUUCUUCCACUACUACCGGAGUGAAAACACACACUACUGCUGCUACUACUACUACCAAGCCCGUCAUCAUCAGCAAGGAACACGACAAUGAUAAUUGUACCGUGUGUCGCCGCGAGGGUUACACGACGGCUACUGCUGCUCUCGUCGUGCCCAAGUUGGUCAAAGUGUCGGAACGCACAAGCACCGCCGACGAAGCAGAUGAUGCUACAAUGCGGCCUGCGCAAUCUCCUAGAGAGGCUCUUGCCACGGUCGUCAAGGGACUUAACGAUGAGCGCAUACACUUGACUGCCGAACUAGCUGUCCAGCAAGCCAUGCUGAGCGAGCACGAUCCUAGCCUAGGUGCUCGCCGCCGUGCGGCUAUCGAUGUUAGUAUUCAAGAUUUGAUGCGUAGGUUGUCUUGGUUAGACCAGCAGAUUUAUAGGCUGCAUGAUGUGCUUGAGGGACAGGAAGAUGUUAGUGAGGAGGAGGUUGAAGAGCUUACUCAGGCUGUUAAUACGGCUGCUGCUGCUGCUCCUGCUCAGAAGGAGAAGAAGAAGGUUACUAUUCGUAGCUUUGUGUCUGAACAUGAGGUCUCGGACUGUGGCGAUCAUCACGGUGAGGAUGGCGGUGAUGAGAGUGUCGAGUUUAGAAGAGGUGGUCGAGGCAAGACAGAUGAGGAGAGUGAGGAUGAGUUGCCGUGGGAGGGGUUUGGGGAUAAUGAGGAGAGUUUGGGCAUGGAGGGGGAUGUUAGUUUUAAUGCGCUCGCGGGGUGGAGG